Messenger RNA from Carica papaya (papaya), 864 nucleotides. Its product is annotated as myelin transcription factor. Lineage: Eukaryota; Viridiplantae; Streptophyta; Magnoliopsida; Brassicales; Caricaceae. The record is from RefSeq and is a predicted model, not a curated record.
UUUAAUUUGUUUCUUUUUCUUCUUUUAAAUCCUCCACUUUCCAUCUCCUACACCAAUCCCAACCCAACCCCUACAGAAAUGCCACCGGCACAACACGCAGUUCCCGGAGAUCAGAAACUCCGGCCAAAAUCAGCCCGCAAACCUCUCCAGCCGAAAAAUUCCUUCUCCAUCGAGACCCCAGACGCCAACACCAACGUAAAAUCGAAGCAAGAAUGGGCGGAGAUCUCUCUCGGCACAGAAUCCAACAAGGAGAACCAUCCGAUCUACGUCACACCUGCCAAGAUCCAACCAUUCGAUGCGUCGCUUGCGGAGGAGCUCAGUGCCAUCAGGAAGAAGCUCGAGCGGUUGAGAUUGGACAGAGAGAAAACAGAGAAGAUGCUGAAUGAGAGGACUACUGUUCUGGAUAUGCAAAUGGAGGAGCUGCUACACAGAGGGGAGAUCCAGAAGAUGCUCGAGAUUGAAGUUGAUAGGUUGUACAGAUUGAGGGAACUCAAGCUCUACUGUAUGAAAAUUUCCCCAAUUCGUUCUCUAAGAGAUAAGCAACGAGAGAAAAGGAAUUUCAUUGAUGAAACACGAUUGCAGGAAUCCAGAGCUGAGGAUCUAGAGGAAUCCGUAGGGGAAAACAUAUUGCAGAGCUCAGGUUCCAGUUCACCAGAAGUUAGUUCAAAAGAAGAUCUGGUUUGAAAAAGGAAAAUAAUAUUAUAAUACCUCAUUAUAGUUGAUGGGUUUGAGAAUUCAAAAGGGGUUUUUGAGUUGUUUUGGCUCCAGCAGUCGUCUUUUAUUGUAUCUGUGACCGAGAAAGCUUUUGUAAUUGCUUCUGAAAAUUAAUGGCUUAUAUACAAAGAAAGAUAGAUAGGCUGGGAU